AUGUCUAUCUCACAGGUACCCACCGGUCCUAUUACUGAGGAGAUUAUCUAUCGAAUACAAGUCAGUAGAAAAAGUUAUGGAAAGAUAUGCACAAACGACAUAGGAUUUGCCGACUUGCCAAUGAGAAAUUGUCCAGCGACUACUGAUAUCGAAUGUGACGAGCAGAGCAGGACCACUCAUUCCGUAUAUCUUGAUUGUUCAACUCGAGAUUGUAUUUCAUUUCCACCUCCACCAUGCCAGACAGAACACGUCGAAAUCCGGCCCAUAGGUCACCCAUUGCUUGAACGUGGACCACAUAAACGGCC
Molecule: messenger RNA, 305 nt
Organism: Paraglomus occultum
Lineage: Eukaryota; Fungi; Glomeromycota; Glomeromycetes; Paraglomerales; Paraglomeraceae
Source: the annotation of a GenBank genome assembly